Molecule: messenger RNA, 1704 nt
Organism: Eutrema salsugineum
Lineage: Eukaryota; Viridiplantae; Streptophyta; Magnoliopsida; Brassicales; Brassicaceae
Product: F-box/LRR-repeat protein 12
Exons: 2
Coding region: 346-1530 (394 amino acids)
Biological process (GO): SCF-dependent proteasomal ubiquitin-dependent protein catabolic process
Cellular component (GO): SCF ubiquitin ligase complex
Molecular function (GO): protein binding
Source: RefSeq, a predicted model, not a curated record
UUUAAAAAAAUGGCAAAAAAGUCCUGCUUCAGCUCUCUCUGUUUGGCAUUUGGAUCACAUAUGAUCGAUUCUCGUUUACUUGAUAAUCGAUCUCGGUGAUUUACUUUGGAGUUUUGUGUGGGUUUGUCCUUGGUUUGCAUAAUCUUUUUUUGUGACGUCUCUGUUUCUGCUCAAUCCAAUUCAAUCCAGAAUUUUUGAGUCUCAAAAGUUUCGCUUUUUUUCGAGUCUGUUCUCCAGAGGGUUUUAUGGGUUUCUCAUGGAGACUGGUUGGAAUCUAAGAUUUCAAAUGUGUUGUUUUCUCUGAUCUUGUUUGGUGAUGCCGUAUCAUCAGAAUUGAGGUGAGAGAUGGAGGAUGUGUCCGAGUCUUAUGAUAUUGAGACCUCCAUUAUCCACCUUCCAGACGAUUGCCUUUCCUUUAUCUUCCAACGACUUGAUAAUGUUGCUGACCGUGAAUCGUUCGGUUUGACUUGUCAUCGCUGGCUCAACAUCCAGGACAUAAGCCGUCGAUCUCUACAGUUCCAGUGUUCACUUACUGUCCUGAACCCUUCAAGUCUGUCUCAGACAAACCCUGAUGUAAAUUCACAUCAUCUCCAUACGCUUCUCACUCGGUUUCAGUGGUUGGAGCAUCUUUCCCUUUCUGGCUGCACGGUCCUGAAUGAUCAGAGUCUGGCCUCUCUCAGGUAUCCAGGUGCAAGACUCCAUAGUCUCUACUUAGAUUGUUGCUAUGGGGUUUCUGAUAAUGGGAUCUUCACAAUUGUUAGCUUCUGUCCUAAUCUAAGAGUCGUUAGUCUCUACCGAUGCAAUAUCAGUGACAUUGGGUUAGCAACAUUGGCCAGAUCUUCUUUGCCUUUAAAAUGCGUGAAUCUCUCGUAUUGCCAUCUGGUGACCGAUUUUGGAGUAAAAGCAUUGUCAAAAGCAUGCUUGCAGCUUGAGUCAGUGAAGAUCUCAAACUGCAAGAGCAUAACCGGAGUUGGCUUCAAUGGCUGCUCCCCAACUCUAGGCUAUGUGGAUGCUGAGUCUUGUCAGCUUGAGCCGGAGGGUAUAGCGGGGAUCAUUAGCGGAGGCGGCAUUGAAUUUCUAAACAUUUCAGGUGCAAGCUGCUACAUCCCCAAAGAUGGGUUGGUACCUAUGGGAUCAGGGAUUGCAUCAAAACUUAGAAUCUUGAACCUGAGGAUGUGCAGAACUGUUGGCGAUGAAUCCAUCAAAGCUAUAGCACAAGGCUGCCCGUUGCUCCAAGAGUGGAACUUGGCUUUGUGUCAUGAAGUCAGGGUCUCUGGAUGGGAAGCCGUGGGAAAGUGGUGCCGAAACUUGCAGAAACUCCAUGUGAACCGUUGUAGGAACCUCUGUGACCAAGGGUUGCUUGCUCUGCGAUGCGGUUGCAAAAACCUCCAGAUUAUCUACAUGAACGGGAAUGCCAGGCUGACCCCAACAGCAAUUGAGAUGUUCAAAUUACACAGAGCCGAUAUCACACUCAAGGCAGAAGAAAUAAUGGUUAUAGGACCAGAUUGGAGACUGUAUGCUCGAGGAUGAAGCAUUAAUUUGUACCACUGUGAUGGUCUGUCAAGUUUAGACCAAUGUGUUGGUCUGUCAAGUUUAGACCAAUGUGUUGGUCUAUCCAAAGGCAAACUGCAAGAAAAAAUGUAUUCUAAAGCAGUCUUCUAUAAUGUAAUAAAGUAUAUAAAAUCUUUCAUCGUUCAACAGUGA